UGUGCUAUAAAGGCGAUGUCUGAGUGAAGCAUACGAUCUGAGCCGAGAAUGUCUCAGAAGAUUUUACUGCCCAAAUAUUUAAAGAUUGUUUCCGUUGUUUUUGUAGUUUUCGGAUUAUGCUGCCUACCGACAGUGACCUGCGUCAACUUAGCACUCAACAGACCAGCCAGCCAAAUAACGCUGUACGGAGUAUCGCACCCUGAGAACGCAGUGGACGGCAGUACAGCUUCAUACAUUGGCUACUGCUCGGGAACAGCGCAUGGGAUCCCCUUCGAGUCCCACCUGUGGUGGCAGGUGGACCUGGAGUGUUCUCUACAGGUGAUGGCGGUCAUCAUCACCAACAGAGACAGUUUGGGUAAGUUUUCUGUGUCCUCCUGA
Molecule: messenger RNA, 378 nt
Organism: Haliotis rubra (blacklip abalone)
Lineage: Eukaryota; Metazoa; Mollusca; Gastropoda; Lepetellida; Haliotidae
Exons: 2
Coding region: 49-378 (109 amino acids)
Source: RefSeq, a predicted model, not a curated record